Mus caroli (Ryukyu mouse) is the source of this 1813-nucleotide messenger RNA. NCBI's taxonomy places the organism in Eukaryota, Metazoa, Chordata, Mammalia, Rodentia, Muridae. The record is from RefSeq and is a predicted model, not a curated record.
UUUAAUUCCAGCACCCCGAGGACAAACCGACCCAACGCCAAACAGCAAGCUCUUGAAACCCGCCAAUCUCCCGCGCUAGGCCAGGCGGACACAAAGCCUCCCGGGGCGGAGGCGGGGUUCGCGACGACGUCAUCACGGAUCCGCCCCUUGACGUCAGGCGCCGGGGACACCAGGAGGUUUCUGGCGGCACGGGCGCCAUUUUGCCUGAACGUGCGAGCUGGUGGGAGUGGAACGCACUGGCCGUUGUAGCCGUCGCCUUCUUCCUCCCCACAGUCCGAACAGCGCGGUGACUAGGCCGUCGGCCCUCGAGCCGAGACAUAUCUCUUAUUUAGUUCUCGGGAGCGCCUGGCCGACAUGAGUGAUGUAGAGGAGAACAACUUCGAGGGCAGAGAGUCUCGCUCUCAGUCAAAAUCUCCAACGGGAACUCCUGCUCGUGUAAAAUCAGAGAGCAGGUCAGGAUCUCGUAGUCCAUCAAGGGUUUCCAAACAUUCUGAAUCCCAUUCUCGAUCAAGAUCAAAAUCCAGGUCAAGGUCAAGGAGGCAUUCGCAUAGACGCUACACUCGAUCCAGGUCACACUCUCAUAGGAGACGAUCUCGGAGUAGGUCCUAUACACCCGAGUAUAGGCGGCGGAGGAGCCGGAGUCACUCUCCAAUGUCUAAUCGCAGAAGGCAUACUGGCAGCAGGGCUAUGGAGAGAGCAAAUGGGAUGGAGCUGGACGGUAGAAGAAUCCGUGUGGAUUAUUCUAUCACCAAGAGAGCGCACACACCCACACCAGGCAUUUACAUGGGCAGACCAACUCAUAGCGGUGGUGGAGGUGGCGGAGGAGGAGGUGGUGGCGGCGGAGGUGGUGGAGGUGGCAGACGACGAGAUUCUUACUACGAUAGAGGAUAUGAUCGAGGCUAUGACAGAUACGAAGAUUAUGAUUACCGGUACAGAAGAAGGUCGCCCUCUCCUUACUACAGUCGCUACAGGUCACGAUCAAGAUCCCGUUCCUAUAGUCCAAGACGCUAUUGAUACUGGAGUGAUUGUGCCCAAGGACUUUGCUUUUUCUCUUCUUUUUGAUUUUGGAUUCCCAAGCUUCCAUGCUUCCUAGUCCUUUAAAAAACAAAACAACCUGGUUUAUUUAAUCUCUGCGUGACCAGUUGUGUUGCUGUUUCCACCCUUUGUUAUACUCUAAAGGUGUAAUUGUCUUUUCAGUAGUGAACAUCCUGAGUGAAAGGGAGCCCCGGGUUAUGCUUUGUGGUUCUUUUGCCUUUACAGAGGAUUAACUUCUUAUUUGAGGACAGAAACCAUCUUUUGAAAACUUUUUCUGAUGGAUAUUGUGGUAGACAUUAGAAAUCUGUGGUAUGAUAAACUGCUUUUUAAUCUUCUUUAGGGAAGGUAAAUAACACUUUAAGUAGGUCAGUCAUGCCAGCUUUGUCUGGAGUGGCAUGGAGCAGUUGAAUAGUUGAGUGUAGAAUGUUUGAAGCUCUAGAAGAAAAUGUGGGACAUUUCUUUUGAAGAAUAUAACUUUGAACCUAAGAAUUAAGUCACCUUUUAGAAAUUAAAAGCUUGUAAUUCCUAUAAGACAUGUUGUAUUUGAAUUUACAUGUUAAACCUUAUAAACUUAAAGUGUGAUUUUUAUGUUAAAUUUACAGAAACUUAAGUAUUCCCUUAAUCACUGAAGGACAACCUUUAUUUAUUAACUAGAACAAUUGUAUAACUUGCUGUUAGAAAUUUUGGUAUUGGGACAUUGGUUACAUGGGUUAUUGUAUAGGAUCCUAAAAUACAUGUGGGGAAGAGUAAUUUCAAAUAAAAGUUAAUUUGAAAAUGG